AUGUGCAAACAUAUACUUAACGCUCAGGUUUCAAUUCGUGCACCAUGCUGUAAGCGUUGGUUUGAUUGUGCUGAAUGCCAUGCAGAAGCAUCAGAUCAUGAAUUAGCAAAGUCCAUUGAGAUGGUUUUUGCCUGCAAAAAAUGUAAAAAAUGUUUCCGUAAAGAUCUGGAGAAUUUUGAUGAAACAGAUGAAUAUUGCCCUCACUGUGACAAUCAUUAUGUGUUGGAAGCCAAAACUCCUUCCUUUGGGAUUGGCGUUGAAGGGGAUGAUCCAAGGCUUGAUAAUAGAUUGAUUAAAGAUGAACGUAUAAAACAGGAUCCUAAAAAGAGUAUUUUCAAUCAAGAUAUUACAUAUAGAAUGGAUCGAAUUAGAAGGAAAAAUUAUUUAUUAUUCCAACUUGCUUUUUUUCAAUCUUCUAGACACGUUUUCGGUACGGGGUCAAAACAUGAAAAUUGCUUUGAUAAUGUUAAAGUUUCGUCAAACGCGUGGGAUACUAAUCUCGUGAAAGUUAAUCCUUCAUUUGUUUCCAUUAAUUGGAAUGCCGGGGGAGGCGGGGCUUUUGCCGUCAUUCCACAUAAGAAUGUUGGUAAAAUUCAUGACGGUAUACCACUUUAUCGCGCACAUACCGCUCCCGUUUUGGAUACAGACUUUGCGAACUUUAACGAUAACGUUGUUGCAUCAUGUGGGGAAGAUUCCAAGGUAAUGAUUUGGACAGUUCCAGAAGAACUCGGUGAACCAGAAUCUCCUGAUAUUGAACCCGUAUCAAAAUUGACUGGUCAUGGAAGAAAAGUUGGUCAUGUCCUAUUUCAUCCUGUGGCAGAUAAUGUUCUUGCUUCUUCAUCCGCGGAUCUUACCAUAAAAUUAUGGGAUAUUGAAAAAGGUGUAGAAAAACAAGAACUCAAAGGUUUCUUGGAUUUUGUACAAUCUAUGUCUUGGAAUUGGAAUGGUAGUUUAAUGGUUACUACAUGUCGUGACAAGAAACUCAGGAUUUUUGAUGUUCGAUCUAGUAAGGUAGUUCAAGAAGCCGCAAGUCAUCAGGGUAUUAAAGGGUCUAGAGUAGUAUGGCUUGGUGACACUGAACGACUUGCGACAACAGGUUUUUCCAAGAUGAGUGAUCGUCAGGUUUAUCUUUGGGAUUCAACUCAAUUAGAGAAACCUAUUAAAACUAUGAUGUUGGACACAUCAUCUGGGAUUGUUAUGCCAUUUUAUGAUGAAGAUACAAAGAUAUUGUAUUUGGCAGGCAAGGGGUCAGUAAAAGAUGUGUUGAAGUCUGAUGGGAAUAUUCGAUAUUAUGAAUUCGAAAAUGAUGAAUUAUUCUUUUUGUCAGAGUACAAAUCAUCUGAACCUCAACGCGGAAUGGCAUUUAUGCCUAAACGUGGUGUAAACGUUAAUGAAUGCGAAAUUACCAAGGCUUAUAAAGUUACUAGUAAUUGUAUUGAACCAAUUUCAUUUGUAGUGCCACGAAGGUCUGAUGGUUUUCAACCUGAUUUAUUCCCUCCGGCAUUAAGUGAUGAACCAGCAUUAACAGCCGAUGAAUUUUUUGGAGGUAAAAAUGCAAAUCCAAAAACUAUUGAUUUAGAAAAUGGAUUUGUUGCUAAGGAGAAGAAAGAGUUUGUUUCUUCCGCGCCAAAAGAAGAGGAGAAAAUUCCAAAAACUGAAAAGGAUGUAUGUUUUAAAGAGGCUUAA
Funneliformis mosseae is the source of this 1686-nucleotide messenger RNA. The record is from the annotation of a GenBank genome assembly. NCBI's taxonomy places the organism in Eukaryota, Fungi, Glomeromycota, Glomeromycetes, Glomerales, Glomeraceae.